Molecule: messenger RNA, 571 nt
Organism: Mytilus trossulus (common blue mussel)
Lineage: Eukaryota; Metazoa; Mollusca; Bivalvia; Mytilida; Mytilidae
Product: kielin/chordin-like protein
Exons: 4
Coding region: 155-571 (138 amino acids)
Source: RefSeq, a predicted model, not a curated record
UAGACCUUAGGUCACUUUCUGAGGUCACUUUCUGGACUUAAUACAUAUAUAAAAAAGCACCCUGAAGAUAAACAUAUAGUAUAAAAGUAGAUUUUAUUUCAAAUAUUACGCAUUAAAAAGCAUAGAGUUUGAGACCAUCUAGAACACAACAGAAAUGAAUUUCACAUUAGUUUUCUUGUUGCUGGGAUUAUCCUCGAUUUUCGGUGAAAAAUGUGUCGUUUACAAAGACUAUGGGUCUAUACCGAGUCUUCCAAAAGGUGCUUUUUAUGAAAGAUAUUGUCGUAGUGUUGGCGGAUCUGAAAAACAGUAUUGUGUUGAAUGGGAUUGCCCCAAAACAGACUGUUCGUAUCCAAUUGUUCCAGAGACGGGUUGUCCUUAUUGUAGAGGUACAUGCAUUAGUCAAGGUAAAGUCCAAAGAGAAGGCAACUCAUUUCGCUGCGCGGAUGGGUGUAAUACAUGUACAUGUCACACGUCAACAAUUGCUAUGUGCUAUAAUAGAUAUCCACCAAAAGAAUGCAGAGGCUAUAACGAAGGAAAACGUGACACCUUGAGAAAAAUACUUGGAGAAUAA